GUCAGUCUGAACCAAAAGGAACCAAAACACUCGUUACGCGAUUGGAAGGGUAGACAGAUGGAAGAUCAAUCCAGUGACACGUCGGACGAAGUUGGACCACAGAUUAGGCAUCUUGGAGACUUAGUUAUACAGGCUUUUAGAAAUCUGAAGCAUAUAUAUGAAUCACAACAGGGAACUAAUGGAGAGGCUCGAUUGACUCAAGCCACAGUUACUGCUCGAGCGAGCCCGAAGGAAAUUCACUACGAUCGAUUACAUUCGAGCCUGUUACCCUUGCUGAAGGAGCUACUCACGACGAUCACAAAUCUACUAUUCCCGGGAACCUUACGAAUGGAAGCCGAGUCAAGAUUCAGAAAGGUCUUGGAACUCUUACCGGAGCUGGAUUUCCAGGUCUCUCAGGUCGACUCUGCCGUUCGGAUGAUCUGUCCAGGAACGUUAUCUACAGAGAGCCAAACGGAUGACCAUGACCUGAAGCGAUUCAAGAGGUUUAGACUGAUCGGCCUGAAAGAGAUGCUCGAUCAACUGCUUUCGGAGAUCUGUGUAUUCCUUCAUUCGGCCUCUGAAUACAUCGAAACCAUGGACCUCUCGAGUGGCGGAUUAUUCGAAGAAUACGACGAUGAAAACAAUCCUCAAGCAGAAUCCGAACAAGCAUGCUAUACAGCCAACCGUAUGAUCAAACACUUGAACCGCUCUGAAUUGGAUGUUGCAGAAGGUUGUUGGGCAGGUGCCCUAGAUGCGCUCGAUGAAUUAUUCAAGAAUACCUUCAGCAUCGUCACUCCAAAUGCUCCAGAAACGAGCCCCUUGCGGAGAAAAUUGGUCCGACAACCGGUCAUCCAACUCACUCAACUCACCUUACCGAUCAUCAAACUGAUCAAACUAUUCUUCAAGAAACUCUCAAAGGAUGGGAUGAACCAUAAGAGAAGGCUCAAGCUACCCUCAUUUACCCAGAUGAACUCCCAUCAACUCGAUUCGUUAUCGAAAUCCGCUGGAAAAAUCGCCGUCGAACUCAACGAAAUCGUCCUUCUUUUAACCCAAGCUGAUUUGGCGAUUGCAGAAUGGCAUCGAAUCCAUUUUCAAUCGAUCAUCAAGAUAGCCGAACGUCUUCCUACUCACUUCGAACCCGCUUUACUUUCUGUUGUUCUUUAUCUGAUUCCCUUGGUCGCUCCUCCCUCUGAUCAGAAAUACUACCAGACCUGGUUUGUUACUUGGAACAUCCUCAUCAAUACUGCUCUUCAUAACUUCCGCCGACUCGCUAGAAGCUUGAAUGAGGAGCAAUAACUUUCCCGAGUUUCAUUUUAUCCCUGCCAAUUUAAUUCUUUUACCCUAUAUCAGAAACAGAAGCAUUCUACAUUUUCACACCUAGUGCGCUUAAGAUCCUACCAAAACUGGACCUAGAAUUUCU
Messenger RNA from Puccinia graminis f. sp. tritici CRL 75-36-700-3, 1399 nucleotides. RefSeq lists its product as uncharacterized. NCBI's taxonomy places the organism in Eukaryota, Fungi, Basidiomycota, Pucciniomycetes, Pucciniales, Pucciniaceae. Bases 58 to 1275 code for a protein of 405 amino acids. The record is from RefSeq and is a predicted model, not a curated record. The transcript is spliced from 2 exons.